Molecule: messenger RNA, 3905 nt
Organism: Bacillus rossius redtenbacheri
Lineage: Eukaryota; Metazoa; Arthropoda; Insecta; Phasmatodea; Bacillidae
Gene: Gld
Product: glucose dehydrogenase [FAD, quinone]
Exons: 4
Coding region: 94-1920 (608 amino acids)
Molecular function (GO): flavin adenine dinucleotide binding; oxidoreductase activity, acting on CH-OH group of donors
Source: RefSeq, a predicted model, not a curated record
GGUCGCAGCUGUUCGGCCCGGCUGCACGGCGACUGCUCUCUUGCGUGCUGGCUCGCCCACCCCUCGUUGUCUCUUCAGCCGACCGCCGCAAAGAUGCGCUGCAACUGCCCGUUGUCCAAUCCGGGGCCGACUCUGGCCGCCACGUGCGGCGGGUCGUCCUUCAUGGUGUUCAUGGGGCUGCUGGAGGUGUUCAUACGGUCGCAGUGCGACCUCGAGGACCCGUGCGGCCGCCCGGCCUCCCGCAGGGUGCCGCAGGACGAGUACGACUUCAUCGUGGUCGGCGGCGGCUCGGCCGGGGCGGUGGUGGCCAGCCGCCUGAGCGAGGAACCAGGCUGGAGCGUGCUGCUGCUGGAGGCGGGCCUGGACGAGCCCACCGGCACGCAGGUGCCGUCCAUGUUCCUCAACUUCCUGGGCAGCAGCAUCGACUGGGGCUAUGUGACGGAGCCCGAGGACACGGCGUGCCUGGGGCAGCCCGAGCGCCGGUGCAGCUGGCCCAGGGGGAAGGUUCUCGGUGGCACUAGUGUUCUUAAUGGAAUGAUGUACAUACGAGGAAGCAAGACAGAUUUCGAUGACUGGGAAGCCAUGGGAAAUAAAGGCUGGUCAUAUGAAGAUGUCCUGCCCUAUUUCUUAAAGUCAGAAGAUAAUCUUCAAAUGGAUAAAAUGGAUACGGACUAUCAUUCGCAAGGAGGCUACCUUACGGUCGCACAGUUCCCAUACCACCCCCCUCUGUCACAGGCGAUCCUGCAGGCGGGUCGAGAAAUGGGCUACGAAAUUCGUGACCUAAAUGGAGAAUCACACACUGGCUUUGCGAUCGCUCAAACUACGAGUCGGAACGGAUCCAGGCUUAGCUCAGCAAAAGCUUUCUUACGGCCGGUUAAGGAUCGUCAGAAUCUGCACGUCAUGCUUAAUGUUACUGCAACUAAAAUUCUUGUAGAUGAAACUACUAAGCAAGCUUAUGGAGUCGAAUAUCUAUAUGGUGAUGCUCCUGGAUCUUUUGUAAAAGUCUAUGCUAAAAAGGAGGUGAUUGUUUCUGGUGGUGCUGUAAACUCCCCACAGCUAUUGUUACUUUCUGGCAUUGGUCCUAAAAGCGACUUAGAAAAGCUAGGUAUCAAAGUAAUUAACGACCUUCCUGGAGUUGGACAUAAUUUACAAAACCAUGUUUCUUUCUUCAUGAACUUUUUUAUUAAUGACACUGAUACACAACCAUUAAAUUGGGCAACUGCAAUGGAAUACCUGUUAUUUAGAGAUGGCCUAAUGGCUGGAACUGGAAUAUCAGAAGUUACAGCAAUAAUCAACUCAAAAUUUGCUAAUGCCUCAGAGGACAACCCUGAUCUUCAGUUCUUUUUUGGUGGUUUCUUGGCUAACUGUGCUCGCUCAGGACAAGUAGGAGAAGUUUCCGACUCGAACAAACUAAAUUCAAGCAGAGUCAUUAACAUAAUUCCAACAGUGCUUCAUCCGAAAAGUAGAGGAGUUUUAAAGCUCCGAACAGCAAACCCUCUUGAUAAACCUCUUAUUUAUGCACGUUAUCUUUCUCACCCCGAUGAUGUAGCGACACUUGUUGAUGGAAUUAAUAUUGCCUUGAACCUUUCUAAAACGCCUGCAUUGCAAAGCUAUGGCUUCUAUGUUGACCAAACGCCAGUGCCUGGUUGCGAGAACUUGACUUUCGACUGUGAAGAGUACUGGGAGUGUGCUGUUAAACGUCAGACUGGCCCGGAAAAUCACCAAGCAGGAAGCUGUCGCAUGGGACCACGAGACGAUCCAGGUGCAGUCGUGGACAACGAACUGAGAGUGAUAGGCGUUGACCGACUCAGGGUUAUCGAUGCCUCGAUCAUGCCAAAAGUGACCUCUGGAAAUACUAAUGCUCCAGUUAUAAUGAUAGGUGAGAAAGGAGCGGACAUGAUUAGGAAGCGGUGGAAAUAGAUACUAGUUUCAGUUAAGAGAAAAAAAAAUGUUUGACUUCUUUAUCUUCAACAUAGAUUUAUUCAACUCUUAAAUGAAACCAUUCGUAAUUUUGUUCUGUUGUAACAUGUAAGUCCAUCAUACACAGACACUUAUGUACAGUAUAUAAACAUAUAAUAAUCUUUUUCAGCAUAAGCUAUGUCACAAUUAGCCAAUACAAAUUACAGGAGUAAGAAAUAAUGAAAAUGGUUUUAUUCAGAAGCCUAGUUUUUAGUACCGAUAUUUAUAUUUAAAAAAAAAAAUACAUUUUUAUAGCCUAUGUUGAUUUAUCAUCCUAUGGCUAAUUAAUUUUUAUUCUCUAAUUUUAUAAGUAAAAAUUCCUUUCAUAUUAUCUUCUGUUUUUAUGGAUAAAUUAUUUUCUGACAAAAGUACAAUUCUUUGCACUGCUUUAUUAAAUAUUUUUCUGUUAUGUAACUGGCCUUGGUGCAGUAUCUACGGUAAGAGAACGAUUUUUGAAUACUUACAGUUGUCAUGGAACUUAAAAUAUAACUUUAAGUGGCCUUGGUCACAAACUAUUCAGAUAUGCAGACACUCCAUGUCUUGGCUGCUCAUGUACCACAGUGUUUAAUCUCCUUUUGAUGUUAGGUUACAUAAAAUUGAUAUUUUGAAGUUUUGGCUGGUAGUGCUGCAAGGUGGUGGACGAAGAAAUUACUGACAAGGCCGUCCAACCUGUAAUUUGGCAAUAACUACCAUUUAAAAAUUAUUAUAAAUUACCGAUGAUAAUCAUAUAAACAUUUAGGUCUAUUUUAGACAUUUAUUUAAUUUGUAUGUAUAACUUAACUAUUCAUAAAGCCAAAAAUAAUUUCGUACAUUAAUAUUCUCAAAGAGGAGUUCUAGAAGGCUGUUUGGUCCAAACCAUCUCCCUUCCCAAAGAAAAUUGUGGAAUUGUUUCAUCUUUGCUUACUCUAAAUCUGAUGCACUUAUUAUUCGAAUGAAAAAUAAUGAAAUGAUCUUAAACAUUUUAUGAUAAAAAAAAAGCCAUAACAAACCUGGUUUGCAGUUUAAUUAACAUUUCUGAAAGGUAUUUUAAAAUUAUUCUUUGUAAGUGAUUUGUGCUCGUUUGCCAUGUGGCCACGUUAAUAUUAUGCAUCUAAUGAUAUAUUUACGUGUGAUUAUUUAAAAAUGUGGAAUUGUUAGAAAUAUAAUAAUUGUAUUACUAUUGCGCAUAAGACAAAAUAAGUUGUUUCUUGCCAUAAACUAAUAAUAUUUCACCUUUUGUAAGACAUUUAGUGAACAGACUACUUUACAUUAUCUGUUUCCAGUGUGAAUGUAUUUAUAUCAAUAAGUGUUAGUUGAAAGUACUCUUCCUUAUGUUCAUAUUUAUAAGAAAAAGUUCAUAAGUGCAAAUAUCUUCCAAAGUUUUUUCAAAAGUUUUAAUCUUAGUAGAAGUAAACAAUUAAUAUAUAUUGUAAACAAAUUUUGUGUUACGUUCUUUAAAUUUUGCAUGCAAUGGGAAAUUUUGAUUUAAUGAUGUUCAAAAAAAUUGUAUUAAGUUUUGUGUUGAAUGUAAAAAGAUUGAAAGUGAAGAGUAUUGCUGUUUCCGAAUAGUAAGGUUGUGUCCUUUACCUGUGUGACCAAAUGAUCCUUGUAUUUUAAGGCUGCAUUCAGUGAGAAACCAGCCGUAAAAAUAUUAUCCGAAUUCUUUUGAUGCUAACAAAACCUGUCGUAUACACAAAGGGACACUUCUUCGAUUGUUUACAUUUACUAAAUUUUCACACAUUUUUUCAGGAAAUUUUUACACGAUAAGGUUAACUAUUUGGUAGUCAUAAAUAAACAUAAAAGAGUGUAGGCAGCAGUGGGCUUUUAAAUGAACAGACUAUCGUUACAUUUUUAGCAAAAGGACGGUGUUACGGGCUGCUAAAACCAAGGAUGCAUGAAAGGACGCCAGCGACUUAACCUUUCACGAAAUUCUCCAUCAACUAUUCUGUAAGGAUCCAUUCAACUAU